AGAAUACAAGAUAUAGUCGACUGGAGAAUGGGAAUGAGUCUGGCAUGAAUAGGGGGGAGGACAGGGGCGGAGGGGCGAUGGUUCAGCCAGGGCCAGGCAGAGGACAGGAAGGCUUGACUGGCCUGAAUGGAGAGAGGUAGGCAGCCAGUUUGAUUAGGACCAGAACCAGGCAGAUACAUGAAGAGUUUGGUUGGAGUGAAUGAGCAGGGACCAGACAGUUUCGUUGAGAACUGGGGCUGGUAGAGGAAGAACAGCAGGAGGAGUUGGCUGGGGUAUGGGGCUGGGGCCAAGGAGUCAGCAGCCUAACUAGGUCAAGGGUCUGUAACUUGGAAGGAGGUCCAAUCCACAGUUGGUGACUCAAAGAGUCAGAGGCUAGAACCAGAGCCACAGGAAGAGGAGCAGAUGGUAGGGCCACAAUAGGGAGUAAGGGCUGGAGGCUGGGGAUAGAGCCAGGGUCGAGGACCCAGCAUUGGGUACAGAGCGUAAGGGAGAAGCCAUGGGAAGGGUCUGGAGCUCCAGAGCUCAGACAGGAAGCAGGGGGUGAGUUCAAAAUGGCACAGCUCAAUUCUGGGUGGGGGUAUGCACUUUCCCUUAAAGUAGAGCUAAGAAGAACCCCACACUGCCUUAAGUCUCUGUGAUACCAGAGUGGUCUCCAAUCCAGGGGAGCCUGAAUGCUGGGGGUCGCAGGCACCUUCCCCCCACCUCUGGAAGUACAUUGCUGAAUGAAAGUACCCAGAAGUGCCCUUUAGUCUUUAUUUACAGGACAAUUUGGGGAGCAGAGCCCAGGGAUUUGGGAUCAAGAAUGGACAGGCAAGAGCCAUGGAGAGGAGGACGAGCAGAAACUGACUUAGGCUUAGAACCUAGUUUUGGUUUGUGUUUCGAGAAUUGUGUAACUCCAGUGAUUGCUAGAUUUCCUCUCCUUGAUGGAGAGACUACCAAAUACGGCCCUCUUCCCAGAGCUCCCACCCUAGGGCUCCUCUCCCUCUGUCCAGGAAAUACAGGGCAGGAAGUACUUUCAGAAAUCAGCUUGUCAGACUCCCCCAUUUUACAGAUGGGAACCUGAGGUGCAGAGAUAAGAGGUGACUUGCUCAAGGGAAGAACCUAGAUGAGAAACAGGUUCUGACUCCCAUUCUGGGCCCUCCUCCUCUUCCAGGCACACUCUGUUCCUCAACACUGCAGAGUGACCCACCUGCGUUGGUGGUGGCUGGGCCAAUCUGUCCUUCUGACUCCCUGGGGUAGAGUCUCCAGCAUUGCCCGCCCACCUCUGGGGCUCUGGUUCAGGCCAUUAGAGCUGCCUGGCUAAGCCCAAGGAAUUCUCAGCCGAACACAGUGUGCCCACUCCAGGGGAGGUAGCUGCCUCCUCUAAGCUCCCUGGGGAAAGUACACAGGCUCUGCAUUUGGGCAGAUCUGGAAUCCAGUCCUGGUUCUCUCCCCUUCUUGCUAUGUGACCUCGGGCUAGUUAACUUCGCUGAGCCUCAUUUUUCUCAUCUGCAAAAUGCACAGGAUAAUAGCACCCAGACUGCUACAUACAGUUGAAUGGUUUGUUCACUGAAAAAAGACACUUGGCUAACAGAGUUAGUGGGGGGAUCAAGAUCCAGCUCGAGAUCUGCUUGCAAAGGGCUUGGCCUUUUACUGCUCUCCCUGCUCCUGGCUCGAGCUGGUGUCUGGGGAUUCCCGAGACCGCCAGGGAGGUCCCCCCUGAGCCUGCAGGAGUUGCGGAGGGAGUUCAAGGUCAGCCUGCAGCUGGCCAAGAAGCUGUUCUCAGAGGUUCGGAUCCAGGCCCACCACUUUGCUGAAUCUCAGUUGCCAGGAGUAAGCCUGGACCUCCUGCCUCUGGGAGAUCAGCUCCCCAACGUCUCCCUGCCCUUCCAGGCCUGGCACAGCCUCUCUGACCCAGAACGACUCUGUUUCCUCUCCAUGAUGCUUCACCCCUUCCAUGCCCUCUUGGAAAGCCUGGGAAGCCAAGGGGGCUGGACUAGCUCUGAGAAGAUGCACCUGUGGACCAUGAGGCUGGAUCUCCGGGAUUUGCAGCGGCAUCUCCGCUUCCAGGUGCUGGCGGCAGGACUCAGCCUUCCUGAGGAGGAGGAGGAGGAGGAGGAGGAGGAGGAGGAGGAGGAGGAGGAGCAGCAUGAGGAGAGGAAAGGGCUGCUCGCAGCGGCUCCGGGUGGCCCCUCCCAGACAGCAGUGCAGCCCUCCUGGCCUCAGCUCCUCUACACGUACCAGUUGCUGCACUCUUUGGAGCUCGCCUUGGCUCGGGCCGUGAGAGACUUGCUGUUACUCUCCCAAGCUGGAAACCCAGCCCCACCCGUGGGGCACUCCACAUUUGGCUCCCAGCCCUGAUGGAGCGACUUCUCAGCCCCAUUCCUUCACCACCCUUCAGGACCUGGGGGCUGGAGUCUGGGCUGGCAGGACAGCCUGCAUCCAGCUCAUUUGCCUUAAACAAGGCAAGGCUCCACCGGCUUCCCACCCCAACCCCUACUCAAUAACUUAAGACACCUCCAGUCCCUGCCAGAUAUUUAUUUCUUGGAUAUUUAUUUAUUGGUUAGGGAAACGAUGGUUUAUUUAUUGUUUCAGAGCCUGCUAGUUGUCCUCGGGCGAGACCACCUUGCGGGCUGCCUAAUAAAGCACUCUCAUCUUC
This is a messenger RNA of Canis lupus familiaris (dog), 2638 nucleotides long. It is a transcript of the gene IL27, whose product is annotated as interleukin 27. Gene Ontology annotation, biological process: regulation of T cell proliferation; regulation of T-helper 1 cell differentiation. The record is from RefSeq and is a predicted model, not a curated record. The transcript is spliced from 5 exons. Lineage: Eukaryota; Metazoa; Chordata; Mammalia; Carnivora; Canidae. Bases 1537 to 2340 code for a protein of 267 amino acids. Gene Ontology annotation, molecular function: interleukin-27 receptor binding.